CGUGCCAGGCGAAUUCACUGUUCUUGAGUUUAAACUGCGCAUCUGGCAAUAACGUGUAGCAUCUGGUUGCAUCGUGAAAGAGUAACGAGCGGGCACUGUGAGGGUUUUUUGUGCGGAUUGAAGGACAGCGUUUAAGAGACAGACAGACAGACCGCUGGUAGCCAUGGCGUUGGACGGAUGCGGACAGAUGUGUAAAUGUAUUCUCAUCCUUUUCAACAUUGCGUUUGGCCUUUUGGGCUCUGCAUUGCUGGCACUUGGCUUGUUUUUAAGAUUCAGCUCCCAGACACGUGGACUGUUUGACAUCAAUCUCAACACCCAGGCAUUUGUUAUCGGAGUGAUAGUGCUGAUGGUAGUUGGAGCAUUCCUGUUGCUGACUGCUAUUUUCGGAGACUAUGGAGCCUGCAGUGAGAACAGAAGUGCCCUGGCAGUGUUUAGCGGCCUUCUGGGUGUCCUGGCCGGAGUUGUAAUCUGUGCCGGGGUGAUGGCCUUCACUAACAGUGAUGAGGUGGCGGAGAGUCUCUCCGACUUCUAUGGUUCAGUGUACCUGCAGUAUGUCAACAAAGGUGGAGACCCCACCAUGGAGGUCACACUGAAGAUCUUCCACAAUUGUUUUCAGUGCUGCGGAGUUGGCGGAGUCAUUGAGCCCUUCGUCCGAAGUACUUGUACCGAGUCUGGUAUUUUGGACUUUUUGAAAUCAAAACCAUGUCCUGCGGUCAUCGUCAGCACGUUCCGCUCCAAAGCUCCACUGGUCCUGGGGAUUUUCUUGGGAACGGCAGCUCUGAUGAUCUGCGCCCUGGUGUGCUCCAGCAUUAUGGCUCAGCAGAUAAAGAGAAGCCUCCAGCAGUUCCCAGUGGCCUAUUCCCAGCCGGGCUUCGUGGCCUACUGAUGAAAAGCUGAAGAUCAUUCGCCAGCCCCUCUGGUCCUCCAUUCCUUCCUAGGUCAAGUGUAGCAUCUGUAUUAAGAACUGUGUUCCCAGCAACAUGCCAUCUUUGCCACCUCAUUCCUGCUGUUGUGUGAGGAGAACCUCGCAGAGGUGGACCAAGGUUGAUGUCUCUGAGCAAUCAUUUCGUUGGGUGCAUUGUCGUGCGUCUCCCUCUCCUUGUGCUUGCUGAGCGUCUGUGUUUGUUUUUGAUUGAAUAGUGCUGCUUUGACACAAAAGGGAACAUUUCAUAUGCAUGCUGCUGGUAGUUUUUUAAUGAAGCAAACUAACAAUGGGCAGUGAUGCAGACAUAGCCGAACCAUUUUUUGAAGCCACAGACUUUAAUGACUGAUAUGGCACAGUCAGCACCUUUCACCAGUUGGAUUUGAACAAAAGCAUGUUGCCAUUAGCUUUAUACUUUUACUUAUGGGUGACCAAGGGCUCCAUCAUCUUAAUGCCUAGACCUGACGCUUUGCUGUUACUGUUUAAAACAAUGUCUGUGGUUAAUCUCAAUUUUUUUUAUCAAGUUAUGCUUAGUAUUGUGACUGUUACAUUCACCUAAAAUUAAUUGAAUAAUCCAGUUAUGCAUCUUAUAGGAUUAUUGGUCAAGUCACUUUUAUUCAGAAUUUUACUCAUUUUAGGGACAUGCAUAAAUUCAGAUCCACAGAUUGUGUACAGCACAGAAUCAGAGAGCCACACUCAGGCCAAGCAAUGACCAAGGGCACUAAAUUCAGAUGACGAGCCUCCAUUUCAUACUCUCAAAAUGAUGUUAAAACACACUCACCCAACAUACUGUCACUGAGGGAUACUGCACCAGAUUAAAGUGGUCUACUCACAGAAGAUUUGGAGGUCUAAAUUUCAAUUUGCUCUGCACAGAUUUGAUGACCAAAUUCAUUUCAGAUUUUUAGGGUUAGAGAGCUGGAAGAGCCUUGCACAUGACUUGAAUUUCCCAUACAUGCAAACAUAACUGUUGGAGAGCAUAGACGUUAGCUGUUUGAUAUGGGUAUUAACCUUUACCUUGGAGUCCAACGAAGGGAUCACACCAGGCCUUUAAGGUGAUGGUGCUGACCCAUUAUUUGGACAUUGUAAACAGGGAAAAAAGGCGGAGGAGGGAUGCCAUGAACAGCUGCUUAUCUACUGUUGGGAUGAAGGCACUUCUUUCAAGUCUUUGUUUGGAACCUCAAAUACUAUAUUUUAAGAUGCCUUUCUAGCAUGUUCGUCACAUUGUGUUCUCUUACAAGCCAAAUUAGUUGUACA
Megalops cyprinoides (Indo-Pacific tarpon) is the source of this 2176-nucleotide messenger RNA. RefSeq names its product CD9 antigen-like. The transcript has 9 exons. Gene Ontology annotation, cellular component: membrane. Lineage: Eukaryota; Metazoa; Chordata; Actinopteri; Elopiformes; Megalopidae. Bases 164 to 886 code for a protein of 240 amino acids. The record is from RefSeq and is a predicted model, not a curated record.